This is a messenger RNA of Theobroma umbraticum, 756 nucleotides long. RefSeq names its product HVA22-like protein F (gene HVA22F). Lineage: Eukaryota; Viridiplantae; Streptophyta; Magnoliopsida; Malvales; Malvaceae. The record is from RefSeq and is a predicted model, not a curated record.
UCAUCGAUCCUUAUCUCACUCAAAAUUUUUCAUCAGCUUUUAUUCAUCACAGAGACAAGAGCUACAGCUUUUUGAUCAUAUGGGUGUUGUUACAGUAAUUGCCAAACGUCUAGAUGCAAUAGUCGGGCCUGGAGUAAUGCUUCUUUAUCCAUUAUAUGCCUCAAUCCGAGCAAUAGAAACUCCUUCCAUGGUAGAUGACCAGCAGUGGCUAACUUAUUGGAUAAUAUACUCUUUGAUAACCAUCUUCGAACUCUCAUGCUGGAAAAUCCUGGCAUGGUUACCAUUUUGGCCAUACAUGAAGCUUCUAUUUUGCAUGUGGUUGGUGCUACCGAUUUUCAAUGGGGCAGCUUAUAUCUAUGAAAAAUAUAUUCGAAAAUACAUAAGGCUUGGUGGAUUUGGAAGCUCAGUCUCAAAUUAUACAGAGGACCAGAGGAAGAUUCUCCAGAUGAUUAGCUCGGACGCAAGGAAAUAUGUAGCUGAAUACAUUGACAAGCAUGGAUGGUCAGCGUUUGAGCGAAUAAUCAAAGCGGCUGAGAAAGAAGCAAAGAAACCUUGAAGUCUUAAUUACCAAGUCCUCCUCCACUUUUCCUUUUAUCACUAAUUGUGUCUAUAUAGAUAUGAAAACAGAAAAACGAAAAAAACUUGUAUCUGAAAUUCUGAAUACAUAGCACUCAUGGGGAAGAAAAUAACUUUCAACCAGUCUUCAUUUCUGCAAAACCCUGAACCCAUAUGUACAAUAUAAUACGAUGUUGGAUU